UCGUGCCCGGCUGGAUCUCUCGGUGGUGGUGGGUGAGCACGACCUGACCCGGGCCGAGCACUCCCAGGAGAGGCACCGGGUGGCCAAAGUGAUCCGCCACGGCCAAUAUCGCUACCCCAGCUUCCAGAAAGACAUCGCGCUGCGGCUGAGUGACAAGAUCACCUGGGACCAGUACAAGCAGCCGGUGUGCCUGCCCAGCGUCGGCUCGCCUCCCGUGCAGGGCGACCCAGCCACCGUGGCCGGCUGGGGAUGGCUCGACGAGUACUCCAAAGGUGGGCAGCAAGCGAAGGUGCUGCAGCGGGUUCACGUGCCCGUGGUGACGGCCACCACGUGCUCCAGCUGGUUCAGCGAGGCCGAAAGAGGCGUGACCGUCAGACGCGGCCAGCUGUGCGCCGGCUACAAGAGCGGCGGCAAGGACGGCUGUCAGGGCGACAGCGGCGGUCCCCUCGUGUCCCGGCGGAACGGUCACUACACACUGAUCGGCGUCGUAUCGGCCGGCAUCGGCUGCGCUCGCCCCAACCUGCCCGGCAUCUACACCGACGUGCACGAGUACCUCGACUGGAUCGUCGAGAACGCCAGCGGCAGCUAACCGAAGACGCUCCGGCCAGCGGCCGGGCGGUCUGCUGUCAGAGCGGCAGCACUGCCCGGCGUCGUGACGGCGAGUGUGGAGGCGCCGGCGCCCGCUCCGUCGUGUUUGUUGCUUUAAAAAUGGGCAAUUCUAUGACACCUGGCUAGUUCAUCGCGACUGAAAACGCGACCUUCGACGGUCGCUCGUCAAGAUCUCACGCCCGUGUCCAUAACCGUCAUGUGACCGGGCUUUGCUUGUCAUCCAGAGCUCCCGGUACGCUCCCAUGUGUCGGUGCGGCCUUCGGCCGCUCAGCUGGGGAUGAGCAUGCCGCACCUCUCCGGUGUUCUCCGGACUGUCGACUGCAGUGGCAGCAGGGGCUACGUUGGCGUGCGGCGAUACACGUGGGCUAGCUGCCUCACCGCGGGCAUGCACAGGUUAUUCAGUUGUCGCUGGCAUCCAUGUCUACCAAAUUUCAUGCAACAUGAGGACGAGUUACAGUCAAAGGAGUUAAUUCCCGUCCAUGAUGAUUGCUCGUUGACAGCUACCUCGAACAAAUUGCAUGAAUUAGCUCAUGAGUUAAUUACAUGGCUUGGUUCCUAGGUAAUUACAUUUGUGUUAAGUAAGAUGUGGAUGCUGCAGCGCUGGACCUAAGCUCGUGAGGAGACCAUCAUUCAGUUAGGCAUAUGGGGAGAGUUCGGGAGAAUAUUGCAAGAGACUGAAGUGCCUCCGCAGCUAAGACAGAGCGUUCGCAUCUCACCGUGACGGCCCUGCACGAAGAUAAACACCUGUCUGAUCCCGUCCGUACGCCACGCACCGAGGACGACGGCAAGUGUGUGCCAUCGUGCCGAACCGGGAACGACGGCAAGUGUGCCAUGGUACCGUACCGGGGGCGACGGCAAGUGUGUGCCAUGGUACCGUACCGGGGGCGACGGCAAGUGUGUGCCAUGGUACCGUACCGGGGGCGACGGCAAGUGUGUGCCAUGGUACCGUACCGGGGGCGACGGCAAGUGUGUGCCAUGGUACCGUACUGGGGGCGACGGCAAGUGUGUGCCAUGGUACCGCUCAGGUCUCUGUUACAUGAUGCCUUAAUUUAAAGGGAGCGAAUGUCCAGUUUAGUGCCUACUAUUGUGUCCAUCCGCGAUGCCCCAUGUCUAAUUGAUGGUGUUUGAAAUAAAUUGUUGCUGUUGACGAGUGCGGAUGACCGGGCUUUACGUCAGACCGGUUGCGAUUUAUGUGAGGUCAACGCACAGAGUGGCGUAGCUGACGAGUUGUGUGACCAUUGUUUCGUCCUGUGAAUGAUGUGCGCACGCAUUACACCAAAUAAAAGGCGUAGAUGA
Molecule: messenger RNA, 1905 nt
Organism: Pollicipes pollicipes
Lineage: Eukaryota; Metazoa; Arthropoda; Thecostraca; Pollicipedomorpha; Pollicipedidae
Product: prostasin-like
Exons: 4
Biological process (GO): proteolysis
Molecular function (GO): serine-type endopeptidase activity
Source: RefSeq, a predicted model, not a curated record